AUGAAUAAGCAAGUGUGUGAAAAGUUCGAGAAUCUAUGGAAUGGUUUUCCCGAUAAAUUGGAGAAUAAUAAAUAUCAUGAAUUUAAAAAUAAUAAUUUUUUAAAUGGUUAUUGUGAUGGUAAUAAAUGUGAUAGUGAUUUCGAAAAAAUUAGUGCUGGAUUUUUUUAUUUCCUUGGUGGAUUCUUUGGAGGUUCUGAUUUGUUUAACUUUGAUGAAAAAAGUAAGAACGAUAUUUUUGAUUACAUUAUGAUAUGGUUAAGUUAUAUGUUAAACCUAAAGGAAAAUAUAUCAAACGACAGUCUACAAUAUUUUUAUGAUAAAGGUAUAAAAAUUCAUCAAAAGUAUACAAAUCCUAUAGCUGGUUUUGCGGAGUAUACUAGUUAUAAGGAUCUUUUAGAUAAAAAAAAUAUCAAGAAUAUGAAUAUUAAAAAUAUGUCUAAAUUUUAUGCUCCAUUUAAAUCAUUAUGUAACAUGUAUAAUGAAUUUAAUGAUAACAUGACAGAUUGCAAAAAAUGUUUGAAUUAUGCUAAUGAAUUUUCUAUAAAAUAUAAAGAACUUAAUGGAGAUUCUAGUAUUACUAAUGAUAAUUCCUAUAAUAAACUAUUGUGUACUUUAUCAAAUGAUUAUGAUAAUUUUAAAAAGAAAUACAAAGACAGUUUAUCCUUUCCAACGAUAGAAAAACCAAAAAAUUGUGUACAAAGAUUAGAACAAAUUUCUCAAGAUGCAUCAUCAAGCUCAUCGAUAACAAACAAAUUAUUUAUAGUUUUAUCGAUAUUUGGUGCAAUAGCAUUUUUUUUAGGAAUUUCUUAUAAGUAUUCGUUAUUUGGAUUUCGGAAACGAUUUAAAAAACAACAAAUAAGAGAAAAAAUAAAAAAUAUAAAGAAGAAAAUGAAUCAGUAA
Plasmodium yoelii is the source of this 900-nucleotide messenger RNA. RefSeq lists its product as uncharacterized. The transcript is spliced from 3 exons. The coding region runs from base 1 to 900 and encodes 299 amino acids. The record is from RefSeq and is a predicted model, not a curated record. NCBI's taxonomy places the organism in Eukaryota, Apicomplexa, Aconoidasida, Haemosporida, Plasmodiidae.